AUGGCUAAUAGGACGUCACGUCCACGUAUGAGAGAAGACGAAGCUGAAGAACUGAUCGUCGCACAGGGAUAUAGAAAAACGAAUAUGCGCCUUCACGACGGACAUAAUGGUGGUGUCUGGAAAGCUGGAAAUAAGAAGUGGGCUGAAAAUGGAGGUAGAAGCGCGAGUCGAAGCGGAACCUAUGACGAAAAUUUGAAUAGAAUUGGAGAUUAA
Rotaria socialis is the source of this 213-nucleotide messenger RNA. The record is from the annotation of a GenBank genome assembly. NCBI's taxonomy places the organism in Eukaryota, Metazoa, Rotifera, Eurotatoria, Philodinida, Philodinidae.